CUCCUUUAUUUUAAAAAAGAAAAAAUCGAUGUGAUAACAACGCAUUGCAUUUAUGGUUUCCCGAUUGAUGUAUGACCUUUCAACAUCGGCUUACCUAACCAUUCUCUCUCCACUUUAUAGACAGAACCAAAUUUUUCCAUGAGGUCAACAUCCUCAGGCCGCUCAUUACACCGAACACUGAGUUCAGGAAAUGUAAAAAAACUUUUGGUAGCAAACCAUAAGCUUGAGGACAUUAAAUUUUUUUUAAUCCCCAUCUGCUUAUGUGAUCCGAGGAGGCCUUAGAGUCUCCGAACUCCUUUCUCCCAAAUCUGGGUUACACUCGACUAUUUUUUUCUCUCUCCUCCUCUCUUGCUACGCUUUGCUAGCUAGACAAAGUCUCUCGAGAUCUCGACCAUCGUUAACCAAAGUGUCCAGAAGACGACAUGGAGACAACUACGGUAUUAUCAAAAGGGGUAGAUUCCAUUGAACUCUCGUCAUAUGCUGGUCCUUCAUCUCCAUACAAUUAUAUUCAAUCAUCGGUACGACAAUCGUCUGAUAUCAGACAAGACACCGAAUUUGCUCGAUUAUUGGAUCGCAUUGAGAGAGAAUAUAAUAGCAACCGUCUGGAAAGCGCCAGUGAGUGUAUCCACCAAGCGCCUAGGUCCUUUCAAUCCGCCUUCGAUCUUCAGCUAUGGAGCUUGAAGAUAUACAUUCAACUGGAUAGAAUUGAGCAAGCUGUCGCGCUAUUCAUCAGCCUCCAUGCCGAAAACAUGCAAAAUCGCCCAUUUCUUCGAUUCCUGCUGGAACUCGUCAAUGUAUCUGAAGAUAGCCCAUCGAACGAACAUGCAUUAGCCCUACUCGGUCAUUUGCCGCCACUGUAUCAGCGAUCUGUGCUUGACUAUGCCAUAGAGUAUUAUGUCAAUAGAGAUCAGACACACCACGCCAGUUACCUGAUGGUGUACUACAUGAAGAGAUUUGGCCGAUUGGAGGCAGAGUAUCUGAUUCGUGCCAUGGAUUUAGCUGUGGAGGGCGCCAUGAACACCAACCAAUCACGGACGUUUCUAGUGCGAGAAGUUGUGCCGCUAUUGUUCAAACACAAGUUAGAGCUGGUUUCUGGCCAUGUUAGAAGAAUACGGACUGAAGAUAGGCCUUUGACCAUCGUCAUGGGAAGAGACUACUUUUUGCAGCUACUACGAGCAGGUCAAAGCUAUUUCGCAAAUGAAAUGGAUUGGCAAGGACUUUCCUAUUUCACCACCCAGAUGUUAAAUUUGUGCCGGUUUCCCCUACCGGCAGACUGUCCCAUAGAAAAAUUUCUUUCGGAGUUGACUGGCAACAGGGACAACUUGUUGAUUUCGGGUGGCCCCGCGAUUUCCAAGGAAGCAAUGGCUGCUCAAAUAAUGGAAUAUGAGAGCGCUGCUGUCAUGGGCAAAUUAUUUCAGCUUAGUAUGGAAUAUUACCAUCAUAUAUGCUCGAGUGACGAUGCAAACGAAGAGAAGGCUUGCUUGAUACCCAUCUGUGCGCUUCGCACUAAACCGGUAUCACAACUCAAUAACGAUUCAGAAGGGCAAGACGAUGUCAUGGUUACCAACAGUAAUGGAAAGAGAGUGAGGAACCCCAAAGAAGAUGAUGCUCAAACAAGUUUUUCCAUGCUCAGCACCUCUGAAGCCACCCAGCCACAAUUGAAAAAGUAUCGUGAGACAAACGAUAACACCACCACGCUAUCGAAGGAUGUAGAUGACGCUUUGUUCAUACUCAAUAGUGCUUCCUUGUGUUUCCAACAUCUCUCUGAAACAUCCCAGUGGGCCAAGGGGAUAUCGCCAGAUCUUGACACCAUUGAUUGGGACAACUGCAUGCAACUAUACCAACUUUCAUUUGUUCAGUUCAAUGCUGUACUCUUGUUGCGGAGUGACCUAGCGUUGGUGAAUCCAAACGAAUCGGGUAAUCUCUCGACCGCGCUCAAGCUCAACCAAGAACUGUGUGACCGUAUAGAGGCUCAAAGAAGAAAGGAGAAACUUGGUAGUGACAAAGAUUCCCUCGUCCAUGAGGUUCCUUUCAUGUUCGCUUUUCGAGUCCUGUACACGAUCAGCAUCAUUUACUUGCUUGUUGGCUCCAUACACCAAUCAACAAUGGAAGUAGCUAUAAUACUUUCCGUGUUCCCAAUUUCGCGUGGGUUGACAGAGGAAGACUUUGAAGUAGACGAAGUUGAAUGUCAUCGAGCGAUAGAGAAAUUCCAGGGCAGGGAGUUUGGGAUGAUGAGGAUGACACAGCAAGGCUUUGUCACACGUUGCAUCAAACAUCUUGUAGUAGGGUUGGAUAUGGAAGCUGAAUCAAAGGGUGGCAUGGCUUCAAUUGAUGCCGCCAUGCGAUGGGACGAAAAGGCUGGUAACAUCAUGGUGCUUAUGCAAUUUGGCUGGCCAUACUGGAAGCACAAGACAAAAUACUGGAGCAGAAUUGUACAACACAUGAAAGAGAAAAAGCUCCUCAAGAACAAAUCAUUUUUGGAACAUAUACAUGUGACCGACAUCUUGAGCAAGCUACUUUGGUUACAAGAAACCGAUGAUGUAACGUUAGAUAUUAUUCCAACCGGCAUGGUCAUAAGUGGAGAGACAUUUGAUCAAUCAUCAACAGCUCCUAGCUCUCCUAGACAGCCCAAUAUGGUGCUGGAAAGCGUAGGAUCACCCAACAUAUCGUCCGCCAGUCUACCGUCGCUCUCUUCUUUGCCUUUAUUACAUUACAAUAAGGCUCCACCGCAGGCUCCAAAAGUCUAUCAGCCUCCUUCCAUCAAUACCAUUUUACCUAGCAUGUCCAUGUCGCCCACCUGGUACUCGGCUUCGUAUCAAAAGGGCGCUAAUGCUCAAUGGAUGUCUCCUUCUUUCUACUAUAGUCGGCCUGCUACUUCGGUUUUGUUGCCUAGUCGACCGGGCAUGGAACCACAACGUGCUCAAUGGGAUCACCCUAGUACAUCCAAAGACGUGGUAUCGCGUUAUUUGAAGUACAAGAUUCAGCGGUUAUCGCCCAAGGCUACCCCUCAAAAAAUGAGACAUGUUUUACAGCGCUUUUUGAAGAGCAUGAUUGCUCGCAAUGAUAAGGCUGCUUAGUCAUUAGAUGAAUCAAAAAUGCCCAACCUCUUUGUACAUAUUCCCAAGUCUAUAACCAUACCAUACGAUAUAUUUUUUUCCCUUUCUUUUUCCUCUCAUUUCUAUCGCUGUCUUUGCUCUUUAUUACCCUCCGAUUUUUCUGUUUUGUUUUUGUUUCUACAACUGCUCAUAUAUAA
Messenger RNA from Umbelopsis ramanniana AG, 3253 nucleotides. RefSeq lists its product as uncharacterized. Lineage: Eukaryota; Fungi; Mucoromycota; Umbelopsidomycetes; Umbelopsidales; Umbelopsidaceae. The transcript is spliced from 12 exons. The record is from RefSeq and is a predicted model, not a curated record. The coding region runs from base 423 to 3077 and encodes 884 amino acids.